This is a messenger RNA of Larimichthys crocea (large yellow croaker), 3980 nucleotides long. It is a transcript of the gene mss51, whose product is annotated as MSS51 mitochondrial translational activator. Lineage: Eukaryota; Metazoa; Chordata; Actinopteri; Sciaenidae. The coding region runs from base 206 to 1504 and encodes 432 amino acids. The record is from RefSeq and is a predicted model, not a curated record. The transcript has 7 exons.
AGGCAAGCCUCCUCCCCAAUCCAUCAUACUCCCUCUCCCACUCAUUAGUUCCUGCCUUACAUCUCUGUGGCUCUGUAGUGUUAAGUUUUACUGGAGGAGGCUCCACUACUUGGUGACAGCAUAAGGAGCUGUCAGUCACUUUCUUCUUUCCUGUACUGAGAACCCAAAAAAGGCACUCUGCUCAGCUGGAACCAAAGGCCACAACAUGGCAUCCGAGAUCCCAGCACUCCCACAGUCCUACGCUCCAGGUAAUGACAGUGUCUUUUCUGACCGGUCUGGCUUUUACUCCAUGGACACCAAUGUUCCAGGACUAUCUAAAUUGAUUCUCAACAAGCUCAACAUGAAGGACUACGGAGAAUACAGGGCUGCCGUUGAGGGAAAGGCUCAAGGAAUCACGUUCCGCAACUACAAGGAGUUGUUUCAGAAGAUGGAGGAGACCUUCAAGUUCUGCACCAGCUGCAACAAACUCCCAGAGCAUCUCACAGAGGGACAGACCCUGAAGCGCUGUGUCAAGUGCUUAAAUGUGUACUACUGCACCAAGGACUGUCAGAAAAAGGACUGGCCUCAGCAUAAAAAGGUCUGCAAGAUGCUGCGUCUGGUUGCCAUUGACAGACUAGUGGAGUGGCUGAUGUUCACUGGGGACCUCCCAUUCUCCACUGAGAAGUGGUCUAAGUCAGUUGCUGAGGUGAAGAAUUGGGAGGACUGGCUUGCCAUGCAGGGGGACCAGACGUCAUGCUUGGAUGCCAUCUUGUCUGGUGCCAACAUGACAGCCCUUUGGAAGAAUGUCAGCAGGCCAAGACCAGAUGACUCUGACCUGCGACAGUCUUUAUGGCGGAUUCAGAGCGAGUUUCUCUCUCGGGUUCUGACAGUUGGGAUGGGCAUUCGACACUUCAGCCUUGACCCCUAUGCUAAGCCACUCACAAUUCACCUAGCAGGGGCAUCUCACAAUGAGACCAUGGGAGCCAGAGUGACUGACUAUGAUGAGUUGAACAAGAUGUCCCCUGGACACCAGGGUAUCGAGAUUGUUAUGGUGGGACCAGAGGUGGUGGAUGGCCCCAUCAUGAGGCCUCCUCUCAGGGCAUUUGGCCCCAAGCAUAGGGUCUACAUCAGUGCCCACAAGGGCCUCUACCACCAGUUUUGGGAAGAUGUGGUGGAGACAGAGGAAGGAGCCAAACCAGAUUUGGUGGUCGGAUUUCACCCUGGGUUCCAUGCUAACCAGGGUCUGAUAGAAGGCUGGCUGCCCACACUUCUGCUACUCAGAGAUUAUAACAUCCCUUGCCUCUUCACUAUGUACAGCGAGAUGGAGCUCAAGUGCUCGCUCCAGAUCCUGUUGGAGUUGGAGAUACACAUCAGGGACAGUGGACCCAAUCCAUUCACCUCACAGAAACCUGAGCAGGUCCAGUCCUGCCCCAAUAAAACUCCAGUCUACUGCAACUCUCACUACAUCUUUUUCCAGGGGAUUCUGCCUCAAGAAGACGUAGAGGAGCCUGGGCCAAACAAUUAAGAGGCCAUCAUAAGGAAAACCCUGUUCUUGUUGUGCUACGAGUCCUUCACUUUAAGGAUGUGGUUUUCAAAAUAGGUUUUGGGGACUUUCCAGAGGUCCUUGGGGGCUUUCCUAUAGCCUUCUUAGCUGUGCUAUGACUUGGCACAUGAUGAUGAAGCUUGGAUUCUCAAUUCGGGCAGAGACAGAGAAGAAAAACAUACUAAACACUGCCCUUUCAAUUCAGAAAUGAUUUAUUAAUAACUAUAGAAAUCACCCAAACUCAUUAUUUAUGAUGAUGGCACCUGAGGACAUCAGUUGGGCACAAAGAUUUGUACUCUCUGUGCCCCAAGCUGGCGUGCUGAUUGGAAAUAAAGGGUCGUGGAUGUACAUAGGUAAUAAGACCAAAAUUAGUUCAGUCAUCAUUUGAUGGCUCCCUGUAAACUGUUACGGUUAGACCUAUUCCCAGAUCUCGUAAUCACGGCGUGAAAUCAGAUCAUAUGCAUACUAAUGUAACACAUGCUGUAAAAGUACACGUAAAUAAAUGAUGCAGUGCCACAGUGCCUGAAUUUGACUAAACCAUGUUUUCAUUUUUGUGAUUCUGCUUCUUGUUUGUAGCUGUUGCAGGACACAGUGCAUGUUCUGCCUACAUUCGUGGCUCUGUGCAGCUUGUGUUCAUGCUUCAGACGUGUGAUCACCAUUUGUCUUCUCUAAUAGACAAUAUAAUAGCUCCACAGACAAUUCCAGCCUUUUCCCCCGACCGAUAAUAAUAAAAAGGCAGAAAAAGCCAAGCAGCAUUUGUUUGACAUCUGUUUUCAGUUUUAUUCAGGCUUGAUAACAGUAACACCAGACAAUACAGUGCAAUCUGAAAAACAGCGUGAGUCACAGGCUUAAAAAUUGCCCUAAGAUAAAUCAUUGUCUGUCUCACACAGUCUCAAUAAAACUGAAUACCUAUUGCAGGCCCAUUGUCAGGAAUUGCAUUAUAUUACGAGGCACAAAACAAAUCACAGGAUGUCUACCUCUGUAGCUUUAAAAAUGCCACUUUAUGACUACAAACUAGACCUACUUUCCGCAAACAUUUCAGAUAACGCUUUGUGUGAUCUCUUCCCUCGUAGGUGCACAUUCAGAAUUUCCAAGCAAGGAGUGGAAUGGCUUGAUUUUCUUAUAAUGUGACAGUAGCCAACUGGCACAUUAGACCAAUUAGUGAACCUGCCAAAGUGAUUUAUUAAUUAUUCAAUCUUAUCAUUAUGAUCUCCUCGUGUGCAGUGAAUCAGUUCUAAAUGAAUAAUGAAAACAGCUUCACGUGGGUGAUGAGUCCACAACUCAGAUAUUACUAACCUAAAUGUGACAAUCAGUGCUCUAUGUAUGGCAUCCUGCUUUAGAAAACAAACACACCAUCGCUUCUCUGUCUGCAUGUGUUUCUUGUCUUGCUUCAUAAGAAGAGGACAUGUUCUUAUACUGCUGGUACAGCCUUCACAGUGUGACACUGCCCUCUACUGGAAGCAAGUGAUAAAAGCACACAGAAACAAUAGUUGUGUUAUUAAUAUUGAAAGUGAUGUAGAGAUAUGAUAUACAUAGUUUUACAUGUCACUGUGCCCCCAUGUUCUAAAACAAACAUUGCAAAAGUUCUCUAUUGGAAUCCCCAUGGGGUAAAACAUGGUAAAGUACCCUUACAGCAUCCAAAUAGUUAAAGGUCCAGUGUGUAAGAUACAGAGGGUCUGUAUUUACAGACAUGGCAGAAAUUGAACUAUGUUUUAAUUAGUGUAUAACCACCUGAAAACAAUAACUGCUGUAAUAAUAACUCUUUUUUUUACUUCAGAAAGAGUCUUUUAUCUACAGACAGACACCACAUGUCCUCUUCAUGGAUGUGUAAAGAGUAGGAGACACAGCGUUGUAGGUGGGGCUCCAUUCAAUCUCAUAUAAAAGCUGCUCAGUAGUGCAUGAAGCCAAAAAGUUUCAUUUCCCGGGCAUGAACUGCUUAUGCUUACACAUUGUGUGGCCCAUAGAGCAAACGCACUAGAGGCUUAUGCUGGCCAAGCCGUUUACUUCUGGCUUAACCCUCCACUAACUUGAAUGGAGAUUUUUUAAAAAUGAUUUAAAUGUGCUGUUGUUUUCUGAUGGUCCUCCAGGAUGCUCCUAUAGUUCACAGUCCAGCUAAUAAACUGGGGUAACAUUAUACUAACAGCAGCAAUAGUUGCAGCACUUUACUUUACUGCCGAUCAGUACACUCUAUAAAUGACUGAGAGUUAAUGUCACGCAGCCAAAAGGACAGAGGGAGAGCAGAAAACAUUUUCUCCAUAAAAAUAUGAUCCAGUUUCACAAAAAAAAAGUGAAAUAUUUGGUGGUGUACCAGGAGUCCAAAGUUACAUAGUGCAGAAACAGAGAGUCACCAUUCACCAUUACACAUGAGUGUAGCUUCAAAAUGAUUUACUUUUAUUACAGUUUUUUUCCAUUUGCUUAAACACAAUUUUGCAAACUAGUCUGGUUUUAUCAAAACACU